Molecule: messenger RNA, 1237 nt
Organism: Eucalyptus grandis
Lineage: Eukaryota; Viridiplantae; Streptophyta; Magnoliopsida; Myrtales; Myrtaceae
Product: polyubiquitin 3
Exons: 1
Coding region: 120-1040 (306 amino acids)
Biological process (GO): modification-dependent protein catabolic process; protein ubiquitination
Cellular component (GO): nucleus; cytoplasm
Molecular function (GO): ubiquitin protein ligase binding; protein tag activity
Source: RefSeq, a predicted model, not a curated record
ACGCCCUUCUCUUCUCAUCAUCGGAUUCAGAAAUCAAUCUCUUCUCUGCUUAAAAGCAUUCGUCAUCUCUCUCGAAAAUCUCUCUUGCUUCAUCAUCGUCAUCAUCAAGCUCUGAAAAGAUGCAGAUCUUCGUCAAGACCCUGACCGGCAAGACCAUCACGCUCGAGGUGGAAAGCUCUGAUACAAUAGACAACGUCAAGUCCAAGAUACAGGACAAGGAAGGUAUCCCUCCUGACCAGCAGAGGCUCAUCUUCGCCGGCAAGCAGCUCGAAGACGGUCGCACCCUGGCCGACUACAACAUCCAGAAAGAGUCGACGCUCCAUCUCGUCCUGAGGCUCCGCGGAGGUAUGCAGAUAUUCGUCAAGACCCUGACCGGCAAAACCAUCACGCUCGAGGUGGAGAGCUCCGACACCAUCGACAACGUCAAGGCCAAGAUACAGGACAAGGAAGGCAUCCCUCCGGACCAGCAGAGGCUCAUCUUCGCCGGGAAGCAGCUCGAAGACGGCCGCACCCUCGCCGAUUACAACAUUCAGAAGGAGUCGACGCUCCAUCUCGUCCUGAGGCUCCGUGGCGGCAUGCACAUCUUCGUCAAGACCCUGACUGGGAAGACGAUCACGCUGGAGGUGGAGAGCUCGGACACGAUCGACAACGUGAAGGCGAAGAUUCAGGACAAGGAGGGGAUCCCGCCGGAUCAGCAGCGGCUCAUCUUCGCCGGGAAGCAGCUGGAGGACGGUCGCACGCUCGCCGAUUACAAUAUCCAGAAGGAGUCGACCCUCCAUCUCGUGCUGCGGUUGAGGGGAGGCAUGCAGAUCUUCGUGAAGACCCUGACCGGGAAGACGAUCACGCUGGAGGUGGAGAGCUCGGACACGAUCGACAACGUGAAGGCAAAGAUUCAGGAUAAGGAGGGCAUCCCGCCGGAUCAGCAGCGACUCAUCUUCGCCGGGAAGCAGCUGGAGGACGAACGCACCCUCGCCGAUUACAAUAUCCAGAAGGAGUCUACCCUGCACCUUGUUCUGCGCCUCCGCGGUGGCGACUUCUGAAGAGACGGGCAUGUUCCCUUUGUGAUAAAGUCAGGAAGUCCUCGCAGUCGUCUUGUGAUUUCACCUGGUGUUAUGGUGCUUUAAAGAGUCCAUUUUCCAGUAGUAUAAGCUCGUUCUGGUGUAGUUUUUUUUUCUUUAAUGUGAACCGUGAAUGAAUGAAUGAACCUUAAAAUAAGUACAACUUCAUUUUCUCUCUC